Molecule: messenger RNA, 1386 nt
Organism: Endocarpon pusillum Z07020
Lineage: Eukaryota; Fungi; Ascomycota; Eurotiomycetes; Verrucariales; Verrucariaceae
Product: Nuclear distribution protein PAC1
Exons: 2
Coding region: 1-1386 (461 amino acids)
Molecular function (GO): protein binding
Source: RefSeq, a predicted model, not a curated record
AUGAGCCAGAUCCUUACAAACAGGCAGGCCGAAGAGCUGCACAAAUCCAUCGUCGCAUAUCUUGCUUCCGUUGGCCUUUCAAAUAGCGCAGCUUCCUUGAAGGAAGAGUCAAACCUCGGACCGCAGUUUGACGAAGCCACGGCGAAGAAGUACGAAGGACUCUUGGAAAAGAAAUGGACUUCGGUGGUGAGGUUGCAGAAGAAAAUCAUGGACCUGGAGGCCAGAAACACUGCUCUACAACACGAGAUAGAUACCGCCACGCCCCUCUCUUCGAAUCGAAAGGUCGAUCCGGCCACGUGGCUGCCUCGGUCUCCAGCAAGGCAUACAUUGCAGGGACAUCGUCUUCCUGUGACCGCGGUCGCAUUCCAUCCAAUUUACUCAUCACUGGCUUCGGCAUCAGAAGACACUACGAUCAAGAUUUGGGAUUGGGAGUUAGGUGAACUAGAGAGGACUGUCAAAGGUCAUACGAAGCCAGUCCUUGAUGUUGACUUUGGCGGGCCUCGGGGAGGUACGUUACUUGCUAGCUGCAGCAGCGAUCUUACCAUCAAACUCUGGGAUCCAAGUGAUGAGUACAAGAAUAUUCGCACGCUCCCGGGUCAUGAUCACUCGAUCUCAUCUCUUCGAUUUAUACCAUCAGGCGCUGCUGGUAGCCCACUAUCCGGCAAUUUACUUGUUUCUGCCUCACGAGAUAAAACCUUGCGCAUCUGGGAUGUUACCACUGGCUAUUGCCUGAAAACCUUGAAAGGUCACACGGAUUGGGUUCGUGCAGUCACACCCUCUAUCGAUGGACGGUGGCUUCUUACUGCCGGUAAUGAUCAGGUUCCUCGACUCUGGGAUGCCAGCUCCGGUGAAGCGAAGACAACCUUUCUGGGUCACGAACACGUUAUUGAGUGCGUCGCCUUUGCUCCGGGCACAUCCUAUCACCAUCUGGCAGCUAUCGCAGGGUAUAAAAAGCCACCUCCAGCCAGCAGUAGUGGGGAGUUUCUCGCAACCGGCAGCAGAGACAAGAUUAUCAAGAUCUGGGACAACCGAGGUACAUUGGUCAAGAACCUGAUAGGCCAUGACAAUUGGAUCCGUGGGCUUGUCUUCCACCCAACCGGCAAAUAUCUACUUUCGGUAUCCGAUGACAAGACGAUCCGUUGCUGGGAUCUAUCGCAAGAGUGCAAGUGUGUCAAGACAGUCGAUGAUAGUCAUGGUCAUUUUGUGAGCAGUAUCCGAUGGGCACCUGAUGUUCCAGUCCAGGCACAUACGAAUGGAGAGACCAAUGGCCUUGUCAAUGGCCUCGUGAAUGGAAAUGUGAAAAAGAAAGAUGACAGCAUUGGGAAGAUUAGGUGCGUCAUCGCAACUGGAAGCGUGGAUUUAAAUGUGCGUAUCUUCGCCGGCUGA